AAGCCCGGAGGGAAAGAUCCCUUUGUACCGCCACAGCGUUCGGGUGGACUACUUCAGGAAAGAUCGCACCACUACAAUAUAGAUGCAGGUGUUGCUUGGUGACAGGCCUCUUUAAGACCCCAAACAUGUGUGUGGGAGGUGCCGUCAUUGGGCCGAGCUGGCAACACUGAUCAGAGGGAGGAUCGUAAACAUGGCCGACGUGACCACAGACUCCACUCGUCGCCUUGUCUCCAAAAAACAGACCCUUGACGAUGCCUAUGCAGCUCCAGCCAACUUCUUGGAAAUCGACGUAGUGAACCCCAUCACCCACGGAGUCGGCAACAAGAGGUAUACCGACUAUGAAGUUCGGAUGAGGACCAAUCUCCCGGUAUUCAAGGUGAAGGAGUCCAGUGUGCGCCGCAGGUACAGCGACUUUGAGUGGUUAAGGAACGAAUUGGAGAGGGACAGUAAGAUUGUUGUUCCACCACUGCCUGGGAAAGCACUAAAGCGACAGUUACCAUUCCGAGGAGAUGACGGUAUCUAUGAAGAAGAGUUCAUUGAGGAUCGACGCAAAGGUCUGGAAGUUUUCAUAAAUAAGAUUGCAGGACAUCCUCUUGCGCAGAAUGAGAAGUGCCUACACAUGUUUAUUCAAGAGCCAGUUAUUGACAAAAACUAUGUGCCUGGCAAAAUUCGCAACACGUGAGCCAGCCUUAUGUCCUACCCUGUUCCAAUGGUCCAUAUGGGUAUUUUGUGUAGCCACCUGAUGCUCUUACAAUCCUAUUUCAGAUCUGCUGUACAUGAAAAUGAAAUCUAAGUUAUAUGUUUUGCCAAAAGGGACAUCAUGCAGUUCUACUGCAUGAUGUUCCUUUUGUUUCUACCAUCCUGCUGUGUCAUUAUCAUCAUGCAUCUAGCAAUUCUUUUGAGAGAUUCUUCCCUCUUGCCAUGCAGGUAGGUAUAUAGUGGGCUUGAGUCGACUUUUAAUUCCCAAAUGACACGUUAUUGUAGAUAUGCUUUAAUUUUCACAGCUCUACAUGCAUCACCGUAGGGGCAAUGUAAGGACAUUGUUAUAGUAUAUUGAAUGUAAAGUUGACUUUUGUUUUAAGUGCAGUAAAUGUAAAGUUGAUUAAGUAUAUUUUGUUUUUGUCCAGUCAAGUUCUUAAUUUCUUCAAGUCUUAGUCUUAGUUGUAUUUGUCCAGAUUUGAGUCAAAACACGUGAGUAUCAAUGGCAGUGUUAUUUCACAUAGUAGAUACAAUACAACUUUAAAACAUGGCAGGAUGAGUGAAUUUUACUGAAAACUGAAACCACUUUGUUAAUUUGUUUGAAUUUGUUGAUAGUUGUUGGUGGAUAAGAGCAUCUAUCUAUGGAAAUUAUUCCUAUUAAUAAAAGUCAUGAAGGUGAGAGGAAAUUGGACAUAGUUUUGUAACAUAACAGAAUUUAACUGACAUCUUUAUCUGGAUUUAAUAUGCACAUUAUAUUUGUGACUUGAAACUAUCACUUAAGGCUCAUGGCAAAUCUUUUCUUCUUUAUUAACAUGUCAGGGUAUUCAAGUUGCAUGUUUCUUGAGUCAUAUCUUGUGAAAGUUUAGAUUAAGAUACUGACCAUAAUUUUUACUCACUAGUUAUCUGUUACUGAAACUUAAUUCAAAUUUGCUUUCAUGUGGAACAUUAUCUUUUAUUUGCUCUGUCAUGGUUGUCUCUUUGCAGCACAUCCAGGAUAUGAGAAUUGAACAAAAUGUGAUAAAUCAGUAAUCUUUACCAAUAAAUAUCAUUAUGUAUGUAAUAA
This is a messenger RNA of Scylla paramamosain (green mud crab), 1762 nucleotides long. It is a transcript of the gene Snx3, whose product is annotated as sorting nexin-12-like. Lineage: Eukaryota; Metazoa; Arthropoda; Malacostraca; Decapoda; Portunidae. The coding region runs from base 191 to 682 and encodes 163 amino acids. The record is from RefSeq and is a predicted model, not a curated record. The transcript has 5 exons. Gene Ontology annotation, cellular component: retromer complex; early endosome membrane. Gene Ontology annotation, biological process: endocytic recycling; late endosome to Golgi transport. Gene Ontology annotation, molecular function: phosphatidylinositol-3-phosphate binding.